Molecule: messenger RNA, 624 nt
Organism: Aspergillus niger
Lineage: Eukaryota; Fungi; Ascomycota; Eurotiomycetes; Eurotiales; Aspergillaceae
Exons: 2
Source: RefSeq, a predicted model, not a curated record
AUGAGGUCGUCUGCCGAUUUAGACAUAGAAAAGACGGAAGGAAACCGUGCAAUUAAGAACAUCCCAGGCUUGCCUGGUUUUCAUGGUACAAAUUCUCCCCAGGCUGGAGAAAAGGUCCUGGAUGGUACAACCGACAGUCCCAUCAACAUGACGGAGGAACAGUCUCAUACCGGGGUCCAACACGAUAGCAACGUACCGCAGGCAGAGACUAUGCUUGAAGAUGGCCUUCAGAGACCCUCGUCUGGAGCGUCUGACUCAGAGAGCUUCGCACACAGCGCCCCAAUGUCUCGAGUCACAACGGAUGCAGAUGGAAACACAUAUCCUGAAGGCGGACUAGAGGCCUGGCUGGUUGUCUUUGGUAGUUUCAUGGGUCUCUUUGGCUCCCUCGGCUUAGUGAACACCAUUGGAACUUUCCAGGCCUAUAUUGAGGAUCACCAGCUCAAAGACUACAGCUCUGGAACUACAGGCUGGAUUUUUGGCAUGUACGCGUUUUUGACCUUUUUCUGCGGUGUACAGAUAGGUCCAGUCUUCGACGCCAAAGGUCCACGAUUCUUGGUGUUUUCGGGUGCUGUGUUGGUCAUCGUCAUGAUGGUAGCUUUGGGUUUCUGCACUCAAUAUGGCACU